AUGGUGAACGGCGUGGGUGUGUCUCGCGAUCUGCAAUGGGUGCUGACCCGCAACUGGUCGUCAUCGCUGAUCAAAGCGCGUGGUAUUAAGCGUCGGUUCAGUCGAUCCCAAUUCAACCCGAAAGGACUGUAUGUCCCGCGCUUUGAAGGCCUCCAUCAGACCAAAGCACUCACCGUUGAGCCCAACGCCGGCGGCAAAGGCGUGACACUCGUCUAUAAGAAGCGCCGCCACCAGCAGAAGCCCGUCAAGAGUGUGGCCCGCGUUGUCCUCAAUAAGGACUCCCGGCGGACACUCAACACAAUCAAGUCCUUCUGCAACCGAAACCUCUACAGAACUGACUUGAAAAACGCAUGUCUUCGACGCGCGUCCGCUAUUCUCCGGAGUCAGAAGCCGAAGCCACUCAAGAAGAGCCGCCGACCGGUCGCUCCCAAGAAAGUGGCCGCUGAAUAA
Molecule: messenger RNA, 450 nt
Organism: Medioppia subpectinata
Lineage: Eukaryota; Metazoa; Arthropoda; Arachnida; Sarcoptiformes; Oppiidae
Source: the annotation of a GenBank genome assembly